UAUACCACUUCGUUCAUUGUUUUAAAGCGCCAUCUAUUCUAUUGUGAAAAGAUGGUGAAAUGGAAGUUAUUCGAAUAUUGCUGCCAAGCGAUCACCUCCAAGCGAUCGUUGAAGGAUUCUAAUUCAGUCGAAACUGUGACCAGAUUGUACAGUUUAUCUGGGUGAAUUGCCAGCUUGAAGAUUUGGGUAGACGGCGCAAACAAUAAUCAUCAAUUAUAAAUACAAUCAUGGAGUCCACGUCAGUGUCGCAAUUGAUAUCAAGUGCAGUCUACAACUUGGUUACUGAAAAUGUAGCCUUCAGUAAAUGCAUAGAAAUAGAUGGCAUUAUAUGUGUUUCUCCUGGGGACCAAUCACAAGAUAUUGUGAUAAAGAUGCAUCAGGUUUUCGUCAAACCAAAACAAUCUGUAAAAACCAGCUUUAAGGACUCCAUCCUGGUUGAGAAGAAUAUGGAGCCUGGACCUGUUAUCAUCAAUAAAGUAGGUGAACACACAUUUGAUGUCACAAAAGUAAAACCCGCCAUAGCAAAAUCAGUAAAGCGUAAAAAACGACCAAAAUAUCGUCUGAGUCUUGGAAGAAAGAAGGGUAGAUAUAGAACUAUUAAAUCUAUGGAACAAGUUGAUGAUGAUUCGGUAAUGGAUAAUGCCUGUCGUCAUGGUGAUGGUACAGAUGGUAUUGACACAUUAUAUAAUGGAAUCAAGAUCAAAGAGGAAAUAGAAUCUGAGCCUGAAAUACAUAGAGAAUAUGACAUGACUAAUACAAGCUGCUCAAUUAAUGAAGAUAAUACUGAAAAUGAUAUAACCAAUUAUGAUAAUAUGGACAUAACUGGUGAAAUCAGUGACAGCACCAUCAUUCAAAAUGAACAUGAAAAUCCUCUUGAAGAUGAAACUAAAAGUGUAAUGUUUGCAAAUGUCAUCAAAACAGAACAAGAAAUCACUAUAACAGAUGAUAAACAAAUAACUUUAGAUACAUGUGAUGAACAAGAUGAUGGUGAUGCUAAUGCUGAUGAUGAAGAUGUUGGUGAUGCUAAUGCUGAUGAUGACAAUGAUGACAUUGCUAAUGAUUCAGAUGGUGAAGAUGAAGAUUGGUUGAUUGAAGGCAAUCAGCAUAAAGUUGCAUCCAGCUCAAAAACAGAUGGCCAUCCAGCUCCAAAUCUGAUCGUAAAAGGACCCGCUAUUACAAGUACCACCACCCAAGACAAGAAGGACAUAGCUAAUGGUAGUCUACACAUGAAAAACACCAAGCAAGCAUUAUUUUAA
Messenger RNA from Owenia fusiformis, 1256 nucleotides. NCBI's taxonomy places the organism in Eukaryota, Metazoa, Annelida, Polychaeta, Sabellida, Oweniidae. The record is from the annotation of a GenBank genome assembly.